GCUGCCAAUAACGCCGCUCGCCACGCCGUCCAUGGCGCCACGGCGCACACGCGCGCCUCGGGACGCUUCUCCGGAACGAGGGCAUUUCGGCUCACCGGCUCGUUGGGAAUUCCUGGGUUGGUUGUCGGCGAGGGGAAUGGACCGAGAGAGGAAGAAGACCGACGGUUCACAUAUUCAUAUCCCGGCGAUUCCGGGUUUGAUCAUUAUUUCACGGAUAUUUUCUCCUCGUUCCAGUCUCCAGACGCCUUACGUAAACUAUAGAUCAUACCCAGGAGAUCGUACCCGCCCGCAGGCGGCUACUAAUAAAGCCUUCCAGGUGUUCACAUAUCCCGUCUCGUACCGGGGCGGUAUAGUACGGCAAAAUCACGCGUCGACAGCUGUGGGCCCUUCCAGGGAGGGGCAAUAGUACUACUACCAUAGUAGUGCCUGUUUGUACUAGCACUAGUAGCGCUUCGCCGCGUCACGCCACGAAUCCUCCUAAUCGCCACGCCACGCCACGCCACGCCACGCCACGCCACGCUACGCCACGCCACGCGAAGCACGCCACGCCACGCCACGCCACGCUUCGCGCGCCAUCAUGAUCGUGCCGCGGCCUCGGCGCGUGGGUCUCCCUCCAGGGAAGCCCGCCGGCGGGACCUCCGUGCUGCUCUUCCUGCUCCUGCUCACGCUCGUCUCGCCGCCCUUCGUUGCGCGCGUCGACGCCAAGAAGAUCCUGCCCUCUCCCCCACCCGAGCCCAAGCUGCUGUGUGGUUUAAACGUGGUGGUGUGUGGCAGCAACGGGCUGAUGUACCCGUGCAGGGAGAUGGCUCCUGCAGGGAUGGCCACCACCACCAACCUCGCUGGCUGCCGCCGCCAGGGAACCCUCCACUCGUAACGCCUACUGAAGUUCAAUGCCCCGUUAAAAGCUCCAAGGUGUGUGCUAGUAACGGGAGGAUCUACCCCUGUGCUGACGUGGCACCCAAGGGCCUGCUGACCACGACUGACCUCACUGCUUGCCAGACACCUGCCACGUGUCCCUGGUCCACGUCAGCAUACAGCAAAGCCAGCCUGGCACUAUUGGCCAAUGAAUGCAGCACCCUCGCUCGCUCUCCUACCUCCUCCUCCUCCUUGAUUGGCUGCUGCGCUGCCACGUCAGCGCUCCUCCAAUCCACCGCAAUCGCCACCGCUAAGGCCAAAUUACCCAGGGUAAAUACCCCUGCGGUGUUUGAUGCCCGCGCCGGGCAGUGCCUGAAGCAGUUUGUACCCUUUAUUCAAGGAGGAAAGGCAGCAGCAGCAGCGACAACUGCACCAGUGGCAGCAGCAGCGGUGUUGUUCAAAUAUAAUCCGGUGAUGAAGUGCGCGCCUUUGGGGUUUGGGGCGGCACAGUUUGGACUGGAGGGGGGCAAGGGUGCGUGCCGUGGGAUCACUACUGACGCCCAGCUCACAUCCGCGUUAAAAGCCUCUCCAGUAUGGUGGGUGAGCAGCUACAUGCGAACCUACUGUAGCAGCACAAUGGGCAACACGGGGCGGUGCUUGGACUGUGCUAAGCAGGUUUCGACACUCUUUGAUGCUCUUAUUCGCCCUGGGGACACGGUCCCUCAGAAGCAGCGGUGCUGGGGUUUAAUCUCCUACUAUGUGGCGUCUUUAAUCGGCAACUCCACAGCGCAUAGCAUGGGCAUCGCUUUCUGCCUGCAUAAGAACGCUCCUUAUUCCCUCCUACCUCCCGGCACUACUAUUAAGACUGUGGCUAAUAAGGCCACUAAUAAGCCAGCUACUAUAAAGACAGCAACUAUAAAGACAACAACCAUUAAGACUAGUAAUGGGCCUACUAUUCAGCCGAAUGUUAAGCCCAGUAUUGAGCCUGCGAAUAACCCUUCUCUUAAGGCUACUUUUGAAGCUGCUAAUUCCCAGCCAAUGGGAGACACUAUUCCACGUCAGCAGGUCCCAGAUGCCUCUCUCACCUUCACCUUCCACGCAGCAGCUGACACAUCAGCACAGUCCAACUCAGCACAUGCCAGCUCAGUGCGGUCCACGUCAGCGACAGCAGUAAUCCUCGCCAGCGUGGCGCUGAUGGUCCUGCUGGCAGCAGUCGUGGCAGCAGCCAUCCUAGCUGUCAGGGGGGGGCACCACCACAUGCACAGGCAGCGACUCGCCUCCUCUUCCUCAGGGUGCGCCUCACAACGAAUCUCCUCCGUUUGUUCUGAGAAACUCUUCUCUGCUUCUGAGAAACCGACAGGGUACGUAAGUGGCUCGGCCUCCGGGGCUUUAAGUGCCGGAGUUCCUCUUAAAGCGUCUGUUUCAGGGUCUUCAAUUGGAUCGUCAGGGGUGAGUGACGGAGGAGGGUCAAGAGAGGGGUCUGUCUCUUCCACGGUUGGCUUGAUGGGGCAUUUGACCGGACAUGCACUAGGUGCUGCCUCUGAUGCUGCAGUAGCAUCAAAAGUGCCGGUUGCCCCACCUCCAGUAGUGGCAGCUGCAGCAGCAGCACCCGCGAGAGGAGUAACAGCAUUUGUAGCAGCUGCAUUCACAAGAGGGGCCGCCGCAGCACCAUCAGCAGCAGCAGUUUCACCGAGAGGUGCAGCAGGAGCAGCAGCAGCAGCAGCAGCAUCACCGAGAGGAGCCGCAGCAUCAACACUGGGGAAACCAGUGACAGCGUCACGUUUCGUUAUGGAUGCAACUGCAGCAGCACCAGCACAGCCACCAGCAGCAGAAGCAGCAGCAGCAAAGGCAUCAGGAGCAACAGCAACAGGAGGAGCAGCAGCAGCACCCCUACCACGCAAACCCUCCCUCCCAUUCCUGGCAAGUGCACUCGCUACAGGCACGUUCGCUAGCAGCAUUCACUCCCCCGUGCGCCGCAGGGCUGGUGUUUUCGCUCCUCCUCCUCCUGCCACCUCUAGUGCUCCUGCAGCGGCAGCAAAGGGAGGAGGGGAGAAGUAGCAGUACCUGAAUCACACUCGUUACAGGCACGUUCGCUAGCAGCAUUCACUCCCCCGUGCGCCGAAGGGCGGGUGUUUUCGCUGCUCCUCCGCCCCCUGCCACCUCGACUGUUCCUGCCGCGGCAAAGGGAGGAGGGGAGAAGUAGCCUUCCCAGGGUUGAAAUGGAGGAGGGAACAGUAGCAGUAGUUGAAGAAGCAGAGGAUUGGCCCUGGAGGCGAAUGAAGCAGCAGCAGAUGAAGUUUUCUUUUAGGCAACUUAAUAAUCAACAGUAGUAGUAGUUGAAGACGCAAAGAACUGGCUAAGAAUGCUGCAGGACGGUGGAGCAGUGGCACAGGAGGAUAACGGAAGGGACGGUGAAGGGGAUGAGGGUGGGUGCAGUAACGGAAUGGGUUUUUGCUUUAGCAGGGCACGAGCUUGUUCCUUAGGGUGCAUGUGUCAAGCUAUUUUUUGUUAGCAGUUUUUCGUUUUUAAGUAGUGAGGUGUAUAAAGUGUAGUUGUGAUGGAUAGUGCUGAGGUUAUAGUAGGAAGUGCGAGGCUUCCAUAGGUUUUCUUCAUGUGAAUGGUUUUAUGAGCCUUGGCACCGCUUGUGCUAGAUUUGUUGGAUUUGUAAAUGCUUUUGUAAAUAUUAUGCAAUAU
Closterium sp. NIES-67 is the source of this 3549-nucleotide messenger RNA. The record is from the annotation of a GenBank genome assembly. Lineage: Eukaryota; Viridiplantae; Streptophyta; Zygnematophyceae; Desmidiales; Closteriaceae.